UUAAGUCAGUACGGAUAUAAACAUAAGGCAGUGCGAAUGUGUGUUUCGUGCAAACACAGCCGGCAACAUGUGGUACAAAAUAUUAAUAUUCGCUGUUACUUGUUUAUUAACGUAUAUUUUUAAGAAGUCACAGGAGACCGGCCCAAGUAAAUUUAAGUUCUAUUUUAAUUUCUUCGUAUUUUAUUUCACUACAUCAUGUGUGGCAGCUGUGAUGUGGCCAUAUUUUCUACUAAGCCCUAAAAAUGUGAGGAAUGCCAAAGUUGCAGUGGGUCUUCUAAAACACGUUACAAAACUAUAUGGUUUACAAUGGCACCUAAAAGACGGCCAUAUUUUGGCCGAGGACCGAGGCGCGGUUAUCGUCUCGAAUCAUCAGAGUUCACUUGACAUAUUAGGGAUGUUUAAUAUAUGGGAAGUGGUAGACAAGUUGGCGGCUAUUGCCAAAAAGGAAUUGUUUUACAUAUGGCCGUUUGGGCUCUCCGCAUACCUGGCCGGCGUCGUUUUCAUAGACAGGAGUAAUGCGAAAGUGGCCUACAAACAGCUCAAGAUGACCUCUGACGUCAUGGUCAAAAAUAAGACUAAAAUUUGGUUGUUCCCCGAAGGUACAAGAAACAAAGAUUACACGAAACUGCUGCCUUUCAAAAAAGGUGCUUUUAACAUAGCUGUGGCUGCGCAAGUGCCAAUCAUACCCGUCGUGUUCUCUCCUUACUACUUCAUUAACAAGGAGAAAUAUAUUUUCAACAAAGGACAUAUAGUUAUCCAGUGCUUGGAACCUAUAUCAACUGUUGGUCGUACUAUGAACGACGUACCUGAACUAAUCAAUCAAGUCCACGAGAAGAUGUCAAUAGCAUAUAAGGAGAUUUCUAAAGAAGUUGUGAACUCAUUACCAUCUGACUAUCCCUUUAGUCUUGUAGGAUAAGAAAACGACUGUAAUUUUAUCUAUUAAUUUAAGUAAUUAUUUAAGAAUAUUAUUUAAGGAGUUAAUUGUUACUAUAUUAUU
Molecule: messenger RNA, 997 nt
Organism: Trichoplusia ni (cabbage looper)
Lineage: Eukaryota; Metazoa; Arthropoda; Insecta; Lepidoptera; Noctuidae
Product: 1-acyl-sn-glycerol-3-phosphate acyltransferase beta-like
Exons: 5
Coding region: 68-916 (282 amino acids)
Biological process (GO): phosphatidic acid biosynthetic process
Cellular component (GO): endoplasmic reticulum; membrane
Molecular function (GO): 1-acylglycerol-3-phosphate O-acyltransferase activity
Source: RefSeq, a predicted model, not a curated record